AUGGCAGUCGCAAUCCAACACGCCCCAAUCUCUCUGGAGGCUUUAUCCGACAACAUCGACGCCGUAAAUGUCCACAAGACAGACCUCCAAAGAGAGAAAGGACUCUAUGACGAAUCCGUGUUCGAUAAAGCCAAAGACACGGCCGGGUUCCGUCAAUUCAAUGACGCCUGCGAUCAAGUCAAAAACUUCUACGCUCAGCAACACACUCUCCAAACUGUAGCCUACAACCUGAAGGCGCGCAACGAUUUCAAAACCAAGACGCGCGCCCACAUGACAGUCUGGGAAGCAAUGGAGAAACUAAACACUUUCAUUGACGAAUGUGACCCUGACACCUCCGAGUCGCAGAUGACGCACCUCCUCCAAUCAGCCGAGGCAAUUCGCAACGAAGGAAAGCCACGCUGGAUGCAACUGGUUGGGCUUAUCCACGAUCUCGGCAAACUGCUCUUCUUCUUCGGUGCGCAGGGACAGUGGGAUGUUGUUGGUGAUACGUUCGCUGUAGGAUGUGCUUUUGAUGAGAAGAUCAUCUUCGGGACUGAGUCUUUCAAGAAUAACGAGGAUUAUAACAAUCCUGUUUAUAGCACCAAGCAUGGCAUUUAUUCUCCUGGGUGCGGAUUGGAGAAUGUUAUGCUUGCUUGGGGCCAUGACGAGUAUCUUUACCACAUUGUUAAGGAUCAGUCUAUUAUUCCGGAGGAGGGGUUGGCUAUGAUUCGGUAUCAUUCCUUCUAUCCGUGGCAUCGGGAGGGGGCAUAUCAUGACUUCAUGAAUGAGCAUGAUUAUAAGAUGUUGGAGGCUGUGAGAGCAUUCAAUCCUUAUGAUUUGUAUAGCAAGAGUGAUGAACUUCCUGAUGCCGAGAAGCUGAAGCCUUAUUACUUGGAGCUUAUUGAUGAAUUCUUCCCCGAGAAGGUCAUCAGAUGGUAA
Molecule: messenger RNA, 918 nt
Organism: Penicillium nucicola
Lineage: Eukaryota; Fungi; Ascomycota; Eurotiomycetes; Eurotiales; Aspergillaceae
Product: inositol oxygenase
Exons: 2
Coding region: 1-918 (305 amino acids)
Biological process (GO): inositol catabolic process
Cellular component (GO): cytoplasm
Molecular function (GO): inositol oxygenase activity; iron ion binding
Source: RefSeq, a predicted model, not a curated record